This is a messenger RNA of Huiozyma naganishii CBS 8797, 1905 nucleotides long. RefSeq names its product Bzz1p (gene BZZ1). Gene Ontology annotation, molecular function: protein binding. Gene Ontology annotation, biological process: regulation of actin filament polymerization. The transcript has a single exon. The record is from RefSeq and is a predicted model, not a curated record. The coding region runs from base 1 to 1905 and encodes 634 amino acids. NCBI's taxonomy places the organism in Eukaryota, Fungi, Ascomycota, Saccharomycetes, Saccharomycetales, Saccharomycetaceae.
AUGGCUUCUCUAUCGAUUGGGAAUGAGUUGAAGGACUCCUUCGAGGUGACGGACAAGUGGGUGCUGUACAAUCUAAAAUGGCUCGGCGAGAUUGAGACUUUCUAUAGGGAGAGGGCGAAGCUGGAAAGGGACUACAGCGAGAAGUUGAACAGGCUGACCACAGAGUUUCUGAACAAGAAAUCCGUGUCCAGCGUUGCAUUAGGGGUUGGCGAAAGUCCCACGGUUACGCCCGGGUCCGUGGAGGCGGCCAGUGUGGUGGCAUGGAACGAGAUAUUGACGCAAACAGAACUCGUCGCCAAGGAUCACGGCCAGUUGGCUGUCGAUUUCGACCAGAAUGUGGCCUCAAAGCUGAACGGGCUGUACACGAAACUGGAAAUGACUUACGGGAAGAUCAACGGGUUCUACGGCGAGAUUAGCGACAAGAAGAAGAACGCGUACGCUGCCCUCGAUAAAGCGAAGAAGAAUUACGACGAUUCCUGUUCCAACAUGGAGGCAGCUAGGAACAAGCACACCAAGAACAAUAAUGACAGAAGUAAAAGGAAGAUGGAAGAAAAAGAGGUCGAAAUGAACGACGCAAAGAACGAGUACCUGAUCAAAAUCAGCCAGGCAAACAGAAUCAAGGAUAAGUACUAUUUCCAGGAUAUCCCUGAAGCUGUGGACUUAUUACAGGAUUUGCACGAGGCGAAGAUUCUAUUCUUGAACGACACGUGGAAACACGCUUCAAAACUGGAGGUGGCAUUCACUGGAAGAGUCGCCAAAAGAUUGGAGGCCGCAAGCGGCGUUGUAGCCCAGAACAAACCUUCUCUCGGGACAGCCAUGUUCAUCAAACACAACACCAAAAAUUGGAAGGAACCUGCUGAUUUCAAAUACAAACCUUCCCCAGUAUGGCAUGAGGAAGGAGAUUUUGCUGUCCCUUCGACCCAAGAAGUAAGGUCUUUGAAGAUCAAGCUUGCCGAAGCAGAAAAUACUUACAACAAGUACCACGAUAUGACGCAGGGAGAUAUGGCCAAACUGGCACAGUUCAAUAAGCAAAAGCAGCAGCUUAAGUCCAAUGAGGACACCAUGGAUUCCGCUAAGUUCUAUGAGAACUUGAAAAGCUACCUGCGUGACGUGAGCCCCUUCACCUCCCACGAGACGCUGAAACUACUGGCAGAGGUAUGCAUAGAGAGCAUUCAGAACAACGUCCCUGAUCAAUACGACUUGAGCACGAAUGACGUAAACAUACACGACACGAAGAAGAAAGGUGGGCUGUUUUCCAAGUUGAAGAAGAACUUGCUGAACCCAGAUUCGAACCACAACAGGCCCACAUCCACAGGUCACAAACUUGAUAUAUUUGGCAGUGUUGGUGGCGGUGGUAGCCGGAACAAAAACCGAAACAGCACCGUGUCCACUGCCGGGUCAACCGCUGCAGACUCGCAUUCCGCGUACACUGUCGACACAACCACUACAUCUGCCGGGUCCGCAACUGCGGGACAACAUUCAAGCGGUCCACAAGCCAGCAGCAGCGACGAAGAAAAUAAAGUUCUGUACGCGUACACUCAACAGGAUGACGAUGAGAUCAGUGUGACACCGGGGGACGUGAUCGAGCUAGUCACGCCGGAUUCUGGAUCAGGGUGGACUCAGAUCCGCAACGUCACAACGGGCGCUGAGGGGCUAGUCCCCACGACAUAUAUAUCCGUGAGGGAAUCGGGCAGGCGGCCUCCAACCGUGCCCCCUCCUAGGAGGAAUACUUUGUCGAUGAGAACUGUGACUGCGCAGUACGCGUACGUGGCGCAGGGCGAUGACGAACUAAGCUUGGAGGCAGGUGAUGUAGUGAAAGUCAUCAAGGGGGACGACGGGAGCGGCUGGACGUAUGGGGAACUCGAUGGCGCCAAAGGGUUGAUACCUACUAGCUACUGCAAGUAA